Manacus vitellinus (golden-collared manakin) is the source of this 790-nucleotide messenger RNA. RefSeq names its product RPA interacting protein (gene RPAIN). The coding region runs from base 199 to 606 and encodes 135 amino acids. Gene Ontology annotation, biological process: protein import into nucleus. Gene Ontology annotation, cellular component: nucleus; PML body. NCBI's taxonomy places the organism in Eukaryota, Metazoa, Chordata, Aves, Passeriformes, Pipridae. The record is from RefSeq and is a predicted model, not a curated record. The transcript has 5 exons.
CCUGGACAGGCUGUGCUCGGAUCUGUUCUAGCUGGGUUUGCACAGGUGAUUACAGUAUGGAUUGCUUUCCACAGCACAUGGGUUUGCCAAGACAGGGAUACAAACAGACUGAAUUUAUGCUGCAGUGACAGCUCAGGCAGGUGCUGGAAGUUGUGAGAGUGAUUGGAAUGGGAGAAUCACUGACUGAUUCACUUUCAGAUGCCCGAGGACCCCGAUGAGCUGGCAGUGCUGGAGGAGAUCCAGCAAGAAUUGAUCUUGCAAGAGCAGUUGGUGAUCGAGGAGUACGAGCGGAGCCUGAGGUUUGAUGAGGAGUGUCUCAAUGCCAUGCUGGAGGGCCUGGAUGCCACUGACAGGAUCAUCUGCCCCGUGUGCAGGAAGAAUAACCUGACUGUGAAGACUCACAUGGUUUGUUGCCAGUGUGGAUUGUACAUCAGCACACAGGACAUGACAGAAGGGAAGCUUCGGUCACUCCUGGAAAGCACUGUGACAGAGCACAGUCAGAGGUGCUUCCACAGCCCAGAGUUCACAGUGACCAGUGGCAUGGAGGAGGAAACCACUCUUCUCAUGAGCUGUCCGGUCUGUGACUCCUGGACAAUUCUCCUCUGAGUUGAUUCAGCUGCUGCUUUACUUCUGGAGGGACUUCAAUACUAAAAUCCACACAGAGCUGCUAAGGAUUGUUGUGUAUAUACUCGUACCUGCUGUGUCAGAGAGACACUUUUAAAGGCAGUAGUAUUGCCUUGACCUGCACUUUUAAUGGCACAUUUAUUUUGAAAUAAAUAUAUUUAGUUUA